CUGCGGGGGUUUAAAGUGAUUUUGUUUGUGUAUUACAGGUGUGUGCUAAACUGACUGGACGUCUUCAAACGCAACAUUAAACCGUCGCUGUUUCAAAGUCUGGACAGCUGUGCGCCGCUGCCACGUCUCCUCGCUGUUUGGAGUGGACGCGCAAAGUGGGGGCGCACUCCUCGGGUUCCAAAAACCCUGCUGCUGCUGAGAUGCGCAGCUGUGACUGAGAGCAGCCAACAGUGGUGGACACUACACCUUCCUUCCUCCACCUCUUGGCACGUCUGUGCACACAGAAGAACUGACUGUUCGCGCUGAAAGAGAAGUUUUGUGCCUAUGUGUGUUUUUCAGCGCGGCUGCUUCCUCGCGCACUCGUACCCUCCACCUCCACACAGCGGAGGCACAUUGUCUGUGACGCAGCGCGACAGUGCGGUGUCCGAUUACACACCGUGCGCUGAGGAGACGCCGGCACAGAGCGCUCCUCUGUGGAGCAGAAAUAGCCCGAAGAGAGCCGCGGAGGGGACGAGCGGAGAAAUCACUGCAGAGAGACGGAGGAAGGAAGACAGACGGAGUUUAACCGACGACUCUUUCUGACGAGACAAAGAGCCAAACUGAGGAUAUUUCAUCUGCGGCUCAUCUUUAUUUCGUGAUCCACCUCACCUCUCCUACCAGCGGGUCAGGACGCGCAGCUCCACUCUCUGCUAGAUGAACGGGAGUUGUUGGACACCUCACCUGGUGUGUUUUUCCAAUGGUCUUGGCCCCUGAGGCCUGAGGAGAAGUGAGCCAAGCUCAGACCCCGAUGGGACACCCAUUUACCCAGCAUGCACUGCUCUUGUUGCAGUGCAUGCUGGUCCUACGGCCAGAAUGCGUGGCCAGUAGGAGAGGUCCGGUGCUGCUGCCAGAAUCACCGUGUCAUAAAACAGAGCACCCACUCGUCCCUCACUCAGAGAUGGAGCCUUGGAUCUCCAAGUUCAAGACGGAGGGCACGGUGGAUUACUCACAGCUGACCUUCGACCCCGGCCAGAACGAACUGAUCGUCGGAGCCAGAAACCAUCUCUUCAGGCUCAACUUGGACGACCUGACACUGAUCCAGGAGGCUGAGUGGCACUGUGAUGAGUUCACCAAGGGAGCCUGCUUCAGCCGCGGCAAAUCUGAGGAGGAAUGUCAGAACUACAUCAGGGUGCUGCUGGUGAAUGGAAACAGGCUGUUUACUUGUGGAACCAACGCGUUCACCCCCAUCUGCACCAAUCGAACGCUGACAAAUCUGACAGAGAUCCACGAUCAGAUCAGCGGCAUGGCUCGAUGUCCCUACAAUCCACUCCACAACUCCACGGCCCUCAUCACCUCCAGCGGGGAGCUUUAUGCCGCUACCGCCAUGGACUUUUCUGGGCGAGACCCCGCUAUCUACCGCAGCUUGGGUGGUCUCCCACCACUGCGUACAGCACAGUACAACUCCAAAUGGCUCAAUGAACCCAACUUUGUCUCCUCCUACGACAUCGGCAAUUUUACCUACUUCUUCUUUCGGGAAAAUGCCGUGGAACAUGACUGUGGUCGUACAGUGUUUUCCCGGGCAGGACGUGUCUGUAAGAAUGACAUCGGUGGUCGCUUCCUCCUAGAGGACACGUGGACCACCUUCAUGAAGGCCAGGUUGAACUGCUCCCGACCAGGAGAGAUUCCAUUCAACUACAACGAGCUGCAGGGAACAUUCUACCUGCCAGAGCUGGAGCUGCUCUACGGAAUAUUUACAACCAAUGUAAACAGCAUUGCUGCAUCUGCAGUGUGUGCCUUCAACCUCAGUGCCAUCUCACAGGUCUUCAACGGGCCCUUCAAGUAUCAGGAAAACUCAAGGUCGGCCUGGUUGCCCUACCCCAACCCCAACCCAGACUUCCAGUGCGGCACCAUCGACUCUGGCACGUACGCAAACCUGACUGAAAGAAACCUGCAGGACGCUCAGAAGUUUUUGCUGAUGCACGAGGUGGUCCAACCCCUGGUUCCCGUGCCCUAUUUCAUGGAGGAUAAUGUGCGUUUUACCCAUGUGGCAGUGGAUGUGGUGCAGGGGAAAGACAUGCUGUUCCACAUCAUAUAUCUGGCUACAGAUUAUGGAACUAUCAAGAAAGUGCUCUCGCCUCUCAAUCAGUCCACUGGAAGCUGCUUGUUGGAGGAGAUCGAGCUGUUCCCAUUGCGGAAGAGGCAGCCGAUCCGCAGCCUGCUGAUCCUGCACAGUCGCAGCGAGCUUUAUGUGGGCGUCAGGGACCAGGUCAUCAAGAUCCCACUCAAGAGAUGCAGCUACCACAAGAGCAGGGAAGCCUGUUUGGGAUCCAGAGAUCCAUACUGUGGUUGGGAUCUGUUGUUGAAGAAAUGUACCACCUUGGAGGAAAGUGUCCGAAUGAGCCAAUGGGAGCAGAGUAUCACCAAAUGCCCCGUCCGUAAUGUGACGGUCGAUGGAGGCUUCAGUGCCUGGUCGAUCUGGUCAGCGUGUAGCCAUAAUGAUGGUGGCACAGCGGGGUCGUGUCUGUGUCGGACAAGAGCCUGUGAUAGUCCUGCCCCUCAGUGUGGUGGUGAGCAGUGUCACGGCAUCAGUGUGGAGGUUGCAAACUGCUCAAGAAACGGAGCGUGGACCCCGUGGACCCUCUGGUCUCCCUGCAGCACCAGUUGUGGCAUCGGCUUCCAGGUCCGACAGCGGUCCUGCAGCAACCCAACCCCUCGCCACGGAGGGCGAGUGUGUGUGGGCCAGAACCGUGAAGAGAGAUACUGUAAUGAACACCUGCCCUGCCCUCCCCACGUCUACUGGUCGGCCUGGUCUGCAUGGGAACGCUGCAACGUACCCUGUGGCGGAGGCAUCCAAACAAGACGCAGAACCUGCGAAAACGGCAAUGACUGUCCAGGGUGUGGUCAGGAAUACCAGCCGUGUAACACCCUGCCCUGUCCUGACCUGAAGAAAACAACACCCUGGACUCCUUGGACACCUGUGAACAUUUCCGACAACGGCGGCCACUACGAGCAGCGUUUCCGCUACACGUGCAAAGCUCGCAUCCCAGACCCCAGCCUCUUAGAAGUGGGAAGACAGAGGAUUGAGAUGCGCUACUGCUCCAGUGAUGGAUCCACGGGCUGCUCCACUGAUGGUGAGGUGCUGCGUCUCGGGAGGAUGUCUGGCCACACGGUCAACGGUGGUUGGUCCACCUGGAGUUCCUGGUCUCAGUGCAGCAGAGACUGCAGCCGAGGGAUACGCAGUCGGAAGAGGACCUGCAGCAGCCCAGAGCCGAAGUACGGGGGGCAGACCUGUGUGGGACCUGCGCAGGAGUACCAGGAGUGUAACAUCACCCCAUGUCCAGUUGAUGGCAGCUGGUCUUGCUGGUCUUCAUGGUCCAAAUGCUCUGUGACAUGUGGAGGCGGACACUACAUGAGGACCCGAACCUGCAGCAACCCCCCUCCCGCCUAUGGAGGGGACAUAUGCCUGGGCUUGCACACUGAAGAAGCUCUGUGCAACACACAGCCCUGUCCAGAGAGCUGGUCCAGCUGGUCCGAGUGGUCCCACUGCGACUCCAACGGAGCCCAGCUACGUGUGCGUCAUUGUGAUGUCCUGUUCCCCACUGGAAACCAGUGUUCAGGAAACAACAGUGAGACCAGGCCCUGCUCUCCCGACUCCAACUUCAUACCUGAAGUCUCAAUUGCACACUCCAGCCAGGAGGAGAGACGCUGUGGAGAUUUCAACCUCUUCCACAUGAUCGCCGUGGGCCUCAGCAGCUCCAUCCUGGGCUGUUUGGUGACACUGCUGGUCUACUCGUACUGUCAGCGAUACCAGCAGCAGUCCCAUGACGCCACCGUCAUCCACCCCAUCUCGGCGGCUCCGCUCAACACCAGCAUCACCAACCACAUCAACAAACUGGACAAAUACGACUCCGUGGAAGCCAUUAAGGCCCUCAACAAAAACAAUCUGCUUCUGGAGGAAAAGAAUAAAUACUUCAAUCCCCAGCUUGCCGGGAAGACCUACACCAACACAUACUUCCACGACCUCAACACCUACGAUGACUAUUAACCCACAAUUCAACAGUUCAUACUCCACAUUGGGGAUCCUGACUGCAUCAUCCAAUUUUGUCUCUUUUCUUUUUCUUUGUGCUUUGUAUUGAGAUUCCUGUCACCAUGCGUGGGUCCGUGCCACUCUGAGACUCAAUGGCAGCUGCUAUGUAAUGAAAACACAGACACAUGUUGUUGCCAACAGAGAGAAACCGUCUUUCUCUCAGGUGCCUUUGGGGUACUCUUGGAAAGCUUACAUUUUGGGAGACAGUUCUCGCUUUGCCUCUUGCUAGAAAUAACAGAAAACUGGAUUUUUUUCCAACUUGGACAUAAAGGGAAAAUUACAAACUCUCUUCACAGAGACAGUAGGAAUUAAAUCCCUUUCAACUUUCCUGUGACGCCUCUACAACGGACCUGUAUUUGUAAUGAGGGACAUAACCACAAAACCGCUUUGCAUGAUAUCAUCUGACGUGUUCUCUCUGCUAUUCUCAUUUGUUUUUUGCAUGACUGAGCGCAUUCCAAGGUUUUGGGACUCUCUGCAGGUCUAUGGUUCAGGACUGGGUUUGAAAAUCAUGGAAAAGAAGAGCGCAGUAAUGUCUGGUGGUUUGAAGCAUUUUUGCUGUGAAAACUUCCAGACAGAUCGAUGUCCAUCCUGGUCCUUGAAUCAUGAUGUAGAUAAUUCAAGUCUAUGGUCAAUUUUUUUUUCAUUUGCUUUGUUUCAGACUCUUGCUGGGUCUCGGGUACAUGUGUUUUUGUACAGGAAGUUCAGUUCAAAACGUAAAAGUCUGUAGUUUUUCUAAAAGCAUCUAUUAAAUGUCUCCAGUGUUUCAAGAGUUUAACGUUUUCUUUUGCAAAGAAAGAAGUUUAUGUGAAUUACGCAGGAAGCGUUUGGAGGUCGUUCAUGACAGCCUGCAUUGAGUCAAGUCUUUGU
Molecule: messenger RNA, 4933 nt
Organism: Cynoglossus semilaevis (tongue sole)
Lineage: Eukaryota; Metazoa; Chordata; Actinopteri; Pleuronectiformes; Cynoglossidae
Gene: sema5a
Product: sema domain, seven thrombospondin repeats (type 1 and type 1-like), transmembrane domain (TM) and short cytoplasmic domain, (semaphorin) 5A
Exons: 23
Coding region: 788-4024 (1078 amino acids)
Biological process (GO): positive regulation of cell migration; semaphorin-plexin signaling pathway; axon guidance
Cellular component (GO): plasma membrane
Molecular function (GO): semaphorin receptor binding; chemorepellent activity
Source: RefSeq, a predicted model, not a curated record